AUGUCCUCUCCUUCCCUCCCCAUGCCUUCUCUCCCCCCCAGCCCUCUGGCCAUGGAGUACCUAAAUGACUUUGAUCUCCUCAAGUUUGAGGUGAAAUCUGACACUCCUCCACUCCCCCCUCCAUGCGCAUAUCCCAAAACUGGCCUCACCCAUGACCCUUCCAGCUCUCCGUACACUAGUCACCCUCCACAGGAUUCCAGUUUGAGCUCCAGUCCUUACAAUUCGUUGCCACCUUCGCCUACACUCAGUGAUGCCCACCCACCACCUUCAGGCUCUUCCUCCCUUUCCUCAUCAUCCUCUUCCAUCUCCUUCCCCCUCUCGAUAUCCAACAGCUUCACGUCUGGUAUCAGCUCUGGCUCUCAGGGGAAUGUGGAGGGCAGCCCGGCCCAUGGAGGCCCUCAGGGUCCUACCCCUGCCUCACUGGAGGACUUGAUCUGGCUGGCAGCGCUGCAACAACAGUUUGGAGGUGAGGUGACGGGGCCUGCCACAUUGCUGGGGGCUUUAGGAGGAGUGCCAGACAGAGGGGACAGAGAAAGGGGGCCAGUGAAUGGCUUCCUGGGCUGUGAGGAUGCUGUGGAGGCUUUGCUGAACUCGGCUGCUGCAGCUGUCAGCUCACAGUUCCCAGGUCUUUCUCAAAGUUCGAGCAGCAACCUGGGAGACUCUAGCAGCGACAGUGGAGGAGAUAUCUCUUGCGCCAAGGCAGCAGAUAUGUGCCAUCGGCCACUUGUCUUCCUGUCAUCUGCCCCACCCUCGCUUCCCAACGCCGCCCCUGCCUCGGGUCCCUACCCGCAACCCCUCAGCCCUCAGGGUCGCCUUCAUCACCACCAACAUCACCAUCACCAGCAUCAUCCACACCACCCCAUGCAUGGCAACCAUCACCAUCAUCACCACCAACAAGUCAGUCAGUGUGGGGUGAAUGAGCGCUUCUCUGAUGAGCAGCUGGUGAGCCUGUCGGUGCGCGAGCUGAACCGACACCUGCGUGGAGUGAGCAAGGAUGAGGUGGUGCGCCUGAAGCAGAAACGCCGCACGCUAAAGAACCGUGGCUAUGCCCAGUCUUGCCGCUACAAACGUUUGCAGCACCGCCAUGCUCUGGAGUCAGAAAAACAUGUCCUCACACAACAGCUGGAACAGUUACAGUGUGAGCUGACUCGAGUGCUGAGGGAGAGAGAUGCCUACAAGGCUCGCUACGAGAAGCUCCUCAGCACAAACCACAGCAAUGGCAGUGAUGCCCAUCCAACACGCACCAGCAACCCACCUUCCCCACCCCCUGAUUACUUCCUCUGAGUUUAAAGCACAAAGUGAGGGAAAAAAAAUAAAUAAAAAAAAAAGCCUACAUGGAGCAAUAACUGACAAGUAAUCAAACUUGGAGAAAAACAAGGAUGUGUAUGUGUGUGCACUCUACUUGUGUUUGUUGUGAGAGAGAAAGUGAAAGAGAGGUUUUGGCAGGUAGUUUUUUUGGAGCUAUACAACUGUGAAAACACCCUUUGAGUGAUUGAAGGGGAAUUGACUUAAUUCAUGAGGUUGGACUCUGUCCUACGCUGCUCUAAAGACUCUGAUUUACUUGACUGUGAAUGCAAAAAUCUUAAAAAAAGACUGAGAGCUCUAAUGCUAGGAUAUUAAUUUAACAGUUAAGUAUGACUGUGAAAAAGACAAAAAAUUCUUUAUCUUGCAAUUAAACUUUCAUAGUCCCUCGCACUGCUGAGCAUACUAUCUAUGCAAUACUAUGCAAUAUUAUA
Messenger RNA from Melanotaenia boesemani (Boeseman's rainbowfish), 1736 nucleotides. It is a transcript of the gene nrl, whose product is annotated as neural retina leucine zipper. Lineage: Eukaryota; Metazoa; Chordata; Actinopteri; Atheriniformes; Melanotaeniidae. The coding region runs from base 1 to 1284 and encodes 427 amino acids. The record is from RefSeq and is a predicted model, not a curated record. Gene Ontology annotation, biological process: regulation of transcription by RNA polymerase II. Gene Ontology annotation, molecular function: RNA polymerase II cis-regulatory region sequence-specific DNA binding; DNA-binding transcription factor activity, RNA polymerase II-specific. The transcript is spliced from 4 exons. Gene Ontology annotation, cellular component: nucleus.